Molecule: messenger RNA, 838 nt
Organism: Rhagoletis zephyria (snowberry fruit fly)
Lineage: Eukaryota; Metazoa; Arthropoda; Insecta; Diptera; Tephritidae
Product: trafficking protein particle complex subunit 3-like
Biological process (GO): Golgi vesicle transport
Cellular component (GO): TRAPP complex
Source: RefSeq, a predicted model, not a curated record
AGUUAAAAAACUUUAGUUUUAGAAAUACAUAUAUUGAGAUUAGUAUGUACUUUAAUAAUGAUUUGUAUGUAAAAUAAGUAUGUAUGUACCUAGAUGACGACUAUCCGCUAUCCAUAUUACGCGCAGUUCGUACUACUAAUAUUUUAUUAUCUGCAGAAUGCUGAGUUCUUAACGCUCACCUAUGGUGCGCUUGUAACUCAAAUGCUGCGUGAUUUCGAGAAUGUUGAAGAUGUAAAUAAACAACUUGAACGUAUAGGCUAUAAUAUGGGCAUGCGUCUAAUAGAAGAUUUCUUGGCACGAACAUCAGCACCUCGCUGCUUAGAAAUGCGCGAAACAGCGGAUCGCAUACAACAGGCGUUUCGCAUGUACUUAAAUGUGCAACCGACUAUUUCUAACUGGUCUGCAUCCUCGGAUGAGUUUUCGUUAGUUUUUGAAACAAAUCCUCUAACGGAAUUCGUUGAAUUGCCCCAGGAUUUGACCAACUUGCGUUACAGUUCCAUACUCAGUGGCUGCAUACGCGGUGCAUUGGAGAUGGUACAACUGGACGUGCAGUGCUGGUUUGUUCAGGAUCAACUAAAGGGUGACAAUGUGACAGAGCUUCGAAUUAAGUUUGUACGCCGCCUGGAAGAUGCUAUACCUGCUGGUGAGGACUAAAAGAAACGGUAGCGCCUAAGCUUUGAGUAUUUUUUAUAUUAAGUUAUUCAUAAAAAUUUAGUAGCAUUCCUGCCUUUCAUAUUGCUGCGCGAAAUGUUAAGAAGAUAUCAAUUGUUCGCGGUUUUUUUAAAAUAUGGACAUAUUUACAUAUUGAUAAAAUAAAUUUUUGGUGGACCAACAAGAA